AUGCGAAAAAAUCGCUUUCCAUGUCCUGAGAAAAAGCCAAAACGAGUCGAAAGGGAAUCAGAAGAAGAACUUCAGAAAUACCAGACAAUGGGAGGUCAUAUUUCCACCAGAUAUCGCCAGAUCGGGAGCUUUGAAGCUGAUUCAGAGAUUGCGAAAUACAAGCAUCCACGAACUGAAAAAAUUGCAACAGCAAAGCCCGAGGCUGUAGUGCUCAAGCGAAGAAGAGCUUUCAGUGAAUGUGAGAAUUCACCAGCUGAGAGGCAGCGUUUGUGCAAGAAACUGAGGGUUAAUCAGUUGUACACUGGAUAUUGCGGACGGAAUUCAUAUAUGGCAGCCUUUUUCAAGCUUCUUGGUGAGUUUAUCAAGAUCAAGUUCACUACACUUUUCGAUAUACUUUUUUAUUUUGUCCUGCAAUUUUUGAUAGUCCCCUUCACAUACAUUACUCAACCAUUUUGUAUAUUUACUAGGUGACAAAUGCAAGAUACUUUAUUAAUUUUUUCGUCAAUAAUACAGAUGAUGAUGUCAUUCAAGAUUUUUUGUGGAUGGACAGUUGUGCAAUAAUAUCAGACAAGGUAAAAUAAAGUGGGGGAGAGGUAGCUUCCUAUUUUAACACAAAUUUCAAAUUCUUAAAUUAUCUUCAACUUUCUUCUUUCAGUAUCUUCUGGCAAUGGUUUACACCUAUUUCAGGAGAGCGGAACUCGCUCGUCGAGAAUUUAACAGAAUGAAUUUCUUCAUAGCUCUGUGAGUAGAUGGUUAUUCAAAAUUAAACAAGCUAUUUACGUUUCCUUUCUACCACUCGCUUUUGAAAGAAGUCUCUUUUUGUAUAGAUACUUAGCAAACGAUAUGGAAGAAGACGAAGAAGAAGAAAAGUACGACAUAUUCCCGUGGGCUUUGGGAAAGAACUGGCGAGAUAUGUACCCUAGCUUCCUUCAAAAGAGGGACAUGUUUUGGCGAAAGAUUGGAUACCGUGCUCUAGUCAGUAGAUUAACUUGUGAUGAGGUAAUUUUCAUCGUAAGGAGCAUAAAAAGACUAUCGCAUAACUAGAUUUAACAUAAAAUUUGAUUAUAAAAAAAGGACUAUGCAAGAGGCGCACUUAUUAUGGAGGUGAAUUUUGUUCAUUGGAAGUCCCCUUCCUCGCAAAGGUGUUUGUCACAAUGAAAGCAGCUGUAAGGUUUCGUGAUACGAAUGCACUCCCUUCACCCGACCUUGUCUUGCAGACUACGACCGGUUUUAAGUUUCAGCAAAAUAGCCUCGCAUUCACGGUUGAGGUUGUUACGUCCAAUAAGGUGCUCUCUAGCCUUUUCCAUAAUAUCUUACUAUUGAUACAUCCAAUUUACUUAAUUUGUUUGUAUUGUAUCAUAUCUUGCAUUUGUAAAAACUCACACGAAACGGAAGAUAAUUACAAAAUACUUUUUUUUCCUUAAGAUCAUGUCUAUAGUGUCCGACCACCCUAUUUGGCAACGUAAAAGACGAAAUCAUCACGGAGGAGCAUGGAGAGAUUACAUGAAGGACACAAGUAACGAGUGUACAAGUCCAAGGGGUCCUGGAACUGCCCCUUUUCAAUGCUCUAAAUGCCAUGACCCAAGCAGCAAGGGGAAUUCACCCAUGGUGACAUCUGACUAUUACAGUUGUUCGUCGCAAUCGUCAUCGGAAGACGAGACUUUCAAUUCAAGUUUCAACAUGCAAGGUACAUGUGGGAACUUGCGAAACUGUGGUUGA
Messenger RNA from Pocillopora meandrina, 1719 nucleotides. NCBI's taxonomy places the organism in Eukaryota, Metazoa, Cnidaria, Anthozoa, Scleractinia, Pocilloporidae. The record is from the annotation of a GenBank genome assembly.